Messenger RNA from Rotaria socialis, 846 nucleotides. The record is from the annotation of a GenBank genome assembly. Lineage: Eukaryota; Metazoa; Rotifera; Eurotatoria; Philodinida; Philodinidae.
AUGAUACUAGCCAAUAUUUGUUUAACCAUCUAUUUCAUCGUUUCUAAUGCACAACAUUAUGAGAAAUAUAAAGAACGUGAUUCGUACGUAGUAUAUCACGUUGCAAAUACAAGCUCGGACUACUAUAUUAUCCGAGCAAACAUGAAUGAUACUGUAAAUUGUUCAUCGAAUGCUCUGUUUACUUUUGAUGUUUCAACUGUAUACAAAAAUAUUAUUAGCAAGGAAGGACGACAAAACCUUCUGUUUAUUACUGUCUACUGGCUAAGUACAAUUGUUGCUGUACUUAUUAGUAUAUUCGAUAUCAUUUUGGCAUUGAUAGAUCAAUGCAUGCAGCAUCAUAUAGAUUAUGAAAAUGUCGAAGAGAAUGAAUUGUUUGCUAAGACAUUGCUCACUUCAAUUGGCUCUCAAUUUCUUCAAAAAGGAUCAUUCAUUUUCCCUACCUAUUUUAUCAAUAUUUUUGACUAUACAAAAUUGUGUCUACCACAUCAUACCAAAGCAUCAUUAUUUAUCCUUCAUCAUACUUAUAUCGGUAUUGUUAUAUCAUUAUGCGGUAUGGGCUAUUUAAUACUGUGGACAUUCGCUUGCUGGGAUUCAAGCCGCCACAAAUAUUUCAAUGACAUUAUAUGGGUGAAGUGUAUUGAAAUUCUAACUUGUCGUCAUGAACGAGCAGCGGUAAUAUUUUUUAUUAUUUUGUGUUUGGCUGUUCUUCCAAUAGGUUCAUACGGUAUGUUUGUAUGGGUAACAUCUUUGAUGGAAUUCGCUGUGAUGACAAAAGCAGUGUUGAUAGGCUUUAAUUUCAUUCUAGGAGUCCUUCAUGACAUAAUAAAACUUUGUAAACAUUAUUGA